This is a messenger RNA of Lentinula edodes (shiitake mushroom), 819 nucleotides long. Its product is annotated as prohibitin. Bases 1 to 819 code for a protein of 272 amino acids. Gene Ontology annotation, biological process: mitochondrion organization. The record is from RefSeq and is a predicted model, not a curated record. Gene Ontology annotation, cellular component: mitochondrion; membrane. The transcript is spliced from 8 exons. NCBI's taxonomy places the organism in Eukaryota, Fungi, Basidiomycota, Agaricomycetes, Agaricales, Omphalotaceae.
AUGGCACUUUCUCAAAAUCUUUCACGGCUUAUUGUGCCACUUGCCAUUGGGAUAACUGGAAUUCAGGCUAGUAUUUAUGAUGUUCCGGGAGGUUACCGGGCAGUCAUGUUCGAUAGGUUUUCUGGAGUGAGGAACAUUGCUUCCGGAGAAGGAACACAUUUCCUCGUUCCUGGGCUUCAGCGUGCCAUUUUGUACGAUGUCCGAAUUAAGCCUAGGAAUAUAUCCACAACUACUGGUUCGAAGGAUCUUCAAAUGGUUUCGAUCACCCUCCGUGUUUUGUCGCGACCGGAUGUCGAGCACCUGCCCGAAAUUUACCAAAGUCUUGGACUGGAUUAUGAUGAGAGAGUGCUGCCUUCUAUUGGAAAUGAAGUCCUUAAAAGCAUUGUCGCUCAGUUUGACGCUGCAGAGCUCAUCACUCAGCGAGAAGUGGUCUCCUCGAGGAUUCGUGAGGAUUUACUUACUCGAGCAGGGGAAUUCAACAUUCUGCUUGAGGAUGUGUCGAUUACACACCUAACAUUUGGAAAGGAAUUCACAUCAGCCGUCGAAGCUAAGCAGAUUGCACAGCAAGACGCUGAAAGGGCUAAGUUCAUUGUUGAAAAGGCACAACAAGAGAAACAGGCUGCCGUUAUACGGGCAGAAGGAGAAGCGCAAGCUGCCCGCACGAUCUCGCAAGCUCUGGACAAGGCCGGUGAAGCGUUUGUUACUCUGCGGAGAAUUGAAGCAAGCAAAGCAAUCGCGACUUCUUUAUCACAGAAUCCCAACGUAACUUAUGUACCCAGUGGAAAGGGUAACCUGCUACUCAAUGUACCUACCAAGUAG